AACUAUAACCUAUCACAAACUAAUAAAAAAAGAAAAGAAAUGAUGAUACGAAGCCAAUCUUAUUCCUUUUCUGGUAUUGUUGUUACCUUGUAUUUCUUCUUCUUGUUUUCCUUUUUUCUACACACUCUUGCUUCUCCUACACUCCACCGUUGCCGCCAUGAUCAGAGGAAUGCUCUUUUGGAGAUCAAACAUGAGUUUAUGGGUGAUAAUGAUAUGAUUUCAUGGAACAAGAGCAGUGAUUGCUGUUCUUGGGUGGGUGUCACGUGCGAUGCUAGAUCUGGCCAGGUGAUUUCACUUUACUUUGAUAGUGUCUCUCUCAACAACUCUUUGAAACCAAAUAGUGGCAUUUUCAAACUCCAAUAUCUCCAAAGCCUAACCCUUAGAGAUUGCAAUCUAUAUGGGGAGAUUCCUUUCUCAUUAGGAACCCUUUCUCAUCUCACCAUGCUUGACCUUUCGUUUAAUAGAUUGGUUGGUCAAGUUCCAUCUUCAUUUGGAAACAUGACCAAACUAAGGUACCUGUUCCUUAGAGGAAACAAGUUAAGUGGCAAAUUUUCAGUUUCAUUUGCCAAUUUAACGAAAUUGAUCCAACUUGAUAUCAGUGAUAAUUACUUUGAACCCGGGCAUCUACAUGACAUGAGUCGAUUCCACAACUUGGAGGUUUUAUUGGUGAGGGGAAACUCAUUUUCUGGGCCUUUUCCUACAUCUUUGUUCACGAUUCCUUCGUUACAAACGGUUUCUUUUGGGGGAAAUAACUUCAGGGGACCUAUAGAUUUUGGGAAUAUGUCUUUAUCUUCUAGACUUAAUUUUCUAAGCCUUGCUGAUAAUAAAUUCGAUGGCCCAAUCCCUGAAUCCAUAUCUAAAUUUCUCAAACUCAUGGAGUUAGAUCUUUCUAACAAUAAGUUGGGAGGCAAAGUACCAGGUUGCUUAUUGAGAUUGGCAUCGCUGAAACUUUCUCACAACUCUUUUAGCGGUUUUGGAAAACCAGAAGUUCUAGAUCAAGCAAUAAUGGAUGAGUUUCGUCUUGACUCAAAUUCAUUUCAAGAACCAUUUCCCCAAUGGAUCUGCGAGUUUAGAUCGCUAGAGAUCUUAGAUUUGUCCAACAAUAGCUUCAAUGGCUCAAUUCCUCCAUGUUUAAGGAAUAUCGCUUAUCCUCUUCAAGUGCUUAAUCUGCGAAACAACAAUUUCAGUGGGAUUCUUCCAGAUGUGUUUCUCAAUGCUACGGGUUUAAGGGCACUUGAUGUUAGCCGCAACCGGUUGGAAGGAAAACUCCCAAAAACCUUGAUCAAUUGUACGUACAUGGAAUUUUUGAAUGUGGAAGGAAACCAAUUCAAGGACAAGUUUCCAUCUCGGUUGGGUAUUCUGCAAUUUUUAAAUGUCCUCAUCCUCCGAUCCAACCAAUUCUAUGGGCCAUUGUUUCACGACCACGUUGACAUUGGGUUUCUAUAUUUAAAAGUUAUUGAUGUCUCACAUAAUGACUUCACUGGAACUUUCCCAGCUUUCGAUUUUUCCAGCUGGCUUCAGAUGACUACAUUAAACCCAACAAAUGAUGGUGUUAUAUAUAUGGAAUAUUCCUUCCUCAUGAAUGAUGUCCACAAUUUCCAAAAUGCUAUUAUCUACAUAUACAUUUUUACAGGGGAUUUUUGCAAAAAGUCUUUUGGAUCCGGGUAUUAUCCGGGAUUAACUAUAUUCGGACCUUGGAUAAGGAUUUUUAGGAAUGUUGUAAUAAAAAAAAAUGACCUUAUCUCUUUAAUUACCCUAGUUCCUUACAUUAAAUCAAUGGAAAUAGUGCACAAAGGUGUAGAUACAGAGUUCGAGAAGAUCCGGAGAGACUUCACAGCCAUUGAUUUUUCAAGAAACAGGUUUUAUGGAAAGAUCCCUGAAUCCAUUGGCUUGUUGAAGGGGUUACGUUUUCUCAACUUGUCGAAUAAUGCUUUCACAAGCAAUGUACCUCAAUCAUUGGCAAAUAUGACGAAUCUUGAGGCAUUAGAUUUAUCCCGGAAUCAGCUGUCAGGUCAGAUUCCCCGAGAUCUUGGUGAGCUUUCAUUUCUGUCAACCAUGAACUUCGCCCACAACAAACUUGAAGGUCCAAUACCACGCGGCGCACUGUUUCAAAGCCAAAAUUGUUCUUCAUUCAUGGACAACCCCAAGCUUUACGGUCUUGAUGAUAUCUGCAUAAAAACUCAUGUCCCAAAUCCUAGACCACAAGAAUUAGAGGAAGUAUCAGAGCCAGAAGAAGAACAAGUGAUAAACUGGAUAGCAACGGCAAUAGCAUAUGGUCCCGGUGUUUUUUGCGGAUUAGUGAUUGGACAUAUCUUCAUUUCACAUAAGCACGAGUGGUUCAUGGAAAAGUUUUGUAGAAACAAGCCUAGAGUUGUCAUCGGAAGCCCUCGUUGAACAAUUUCUCUUGUCCUCUAUUCAAGCAUUGUCAGUCAUAUGUAUGUGUUUGUAAUAAUGUUCUCCAAAAACUCUUGUGUGUGUUGUAAAUUUCCAAUUUACGGUUUAUUAAUAAAUCUCUUUGGUGGAGAUUCGUAUUUGAUACA
Molecule: messenger RNA, 2540 nt
Organism: Arabidopsis lyrata subsp. lyrata
Lineage: Eukaryota; Viridiplantae; Streptophyta; Magnoliopsida; Brassicales; Brassicaceae
Product: receptor like protein 30-like
Exons: 3
Coding region: 40-2394 (784 amino acids)
Molecular function (GO): protein binding
Source: RefSeq, a predicted model, not a curated record